AUGGAUGCUUAUGUGGUUGCUCGCUGCGGUCCUCAUCUACGCGAGAAAGUAGCAAUGCGUUUCAUUAAAUAUUAUUGCACAGUUUUGCUUUGUAUAUUUUUUCAACUAACAACUGUCACUGUAUGUCAGAAUGAAAAUAUUAAUUUAAUUCCAUUAACACGAAAAUACGGGCAAGCACGGUUUACGCUACCAUUUUUUGGUAGCUUUCGUAGUCUACUACGCGUUCUACGCCCCAACACUCAUAUAGGUCGGAAAUCUGAUUAUCGCAGUGACUUUGAUGAAAAUUACAUAAAUUAUCAUGGAGCACAAUUAUGGAAGGUACUCUUUCAUCCAACAACAAAACGUAGCAAUGGCACGGAUCUUGGACGUUUACAAAAAUUUAUCGAAAAAUAUGGUACUGAAGUAUGGAACAUUAAUCAAGAUGGUAUUGAUAUAUUAAUUGAUUACAAACACACUGCGGCGGCAAAAGACUUCAUAUCGAAAACAGAAUUUACAUACAAUAUUAUGAUCGAUGAUUUAGAAACGGCCAUCGAUGACACUUAUAUGGAAGUGAACAAUAGCAACUCAAACAUGCCCUGGUUGGAGAGAGAAAGUACAAUAAUGAAUUGGAAUCGAUAUCACGACAUUGGUGAUAUACAACAGUUUAUGCAGCACAUACUAGAAACUUAUUCAGAUUUAGCAGAAAUUGUGCAGAUUGGGCUAACAAAUCACAAAAGACCAUUAGAAGUUUUAAAAAUUUCAAAUGGUGAUCCAAAUAAUUGGGCAGUUUUCAUAGAUGCUGGAAUGCAAGCCCGAGAUUGGUUAAGCCCAGCAGCUGUUACUUAUGCCAUUUCUAAAUUAACUUGGCUUUGGGGCAAUUAUACAGAACGAAAUGCUAUGCGUAACAUUGAUUGGUAUUUCUUGCCAAUUACAAAUCCUGACGGUUAUCAGUACUCGAGAAUUACAGAUCGUCUUUGGACUAAGAAUCGACAUUUUGAUAGACAAACUGGUUGUUAUGGUGUUAAUUUGGAUAGAAAUUUUGAGUAUCAAUGGGCUGGUGCAGGAUCUUCAGAAAGUCCAUGUAAAAAUUUAUAUCGCGGGCCUACAAAAUUUUCUGAACCAGAGACUAAAGCAAUACGUCAAUUUAUGUUAAAAAUGCGAGACUAUUUGGGUGCUUAUAUAUCAUUUGGUGCUUACGGGCAAGCAAUUGCUUAUCCCUGGGGUGAUGCAGACUAUGUUACCAAUAAUCAAAGAAGUUUACACAAAGUUGCACGCAAAGCAGUUUUAAAUUUUCGUAAACUAAAUCAAGCAGAAUACCGUAUUGGUUCUGGUUAUCGUCUUAAACUGUCACACGCUGGUAACUCUGCAGAUUGGGUGCAGCAUCGCCUCAACCCAAAAUUCGUUUAUAAUGUGUAUCUUAAAGAUCAAGGACGUUACGGUUAUUUAAUGCCACCACAUUAUAUUGUAGAAUCGGGUGAAGAAGUUUACGAAUUUAUGAAAACUAUUGCUGCAGCUUUAAGUUGA
Teleopsis dalmanni is the source of this 1503-nucleotide messenger RNA. RefSeq names its product carboxypeptidase B-like. The transcript is spliced from 6 exons. Lineage: Eukaryota; Metazoa; Arthropoda; Insecta; Diptera; Diopsidae. Gene Ontology annotation, molecular function: metallocarboxypeptidase activity; zinc ion binding. The coding region runs from base 1 to 1503 and encodes 500 amino acids. Gene Ontology annotation, biological process: proteolysis. The record is from RefSeq and is a predicted model, not a curated record.